UUUAAAUCAACUGUACUUCAAUUAAAAAGCAAACAAACACCACCUUUAAGAUGCGGGCAGAAGAACCGAACAUUCUUUGAGAAGAGGAAAUGCGAUGGCCAACAGGAGCAUGAAAAGCUGCUCAGCAUCACUAAUAUCAGGGGAAUGCAAAUCAAAGUCCCAGUGAGACACCGUCUCACACCUGUCGGAAUGGCCAUCAUCAAAAAGAACACAAAUAACAAAUACUGGCAAGGAUGUGGAGGAAAGGGAACCCUGGUACACUGUUGGUGGGAACGCAGAUUGGUGCAGCCACUGUGGAAAAGAACAAAUACGGAGGUUUCUCAAAAACCCAAAACCAGAACCACCACAUGGCCCAGCAACUCCAGCCCUGGGCAUAUACCCGAGAAUAAUACCUUUGUCGGUUACAGUCCCUCAGUCUGAAUGUUAACGUAUUUCAUCCCGUUAGCAAACCUGAAGCACAGACAUCGUCAAGUGUAAGGACUUGAAAGACAAGUAAAAUUUGGGAAGAAAGUAUUUUUCCUACUGCUAGUAUUGCCACCCUUAGUACAGCUCCGUUCUCAUUUUCUGUCAAGCAGAGUUCUGGUCAGCUUAUUUCCCUCCCUGUUGCAUGAUAACUGUUUCGGUGAAACUGAUGUUCCCACUGUCUUGUCUCCAGAUAAUACUGAUUUGUAAACCUCUGGAAAUACUUCUCUUGAGCCGGUUAACCUUUGCUCUUAUUAAUUGUCAUGAUUUGAUCCUAUUUAGUCUAACUGUAGAUUAUGAAGAAAUCUUUAAGCAAGACAAAUAUUUUAUCAUGGAUUAUUCAUUCUAUAUAACUGUCUUGGAGAAUGAAAAGUAUGUUCCUAAAAGCAAAUGUGUAUCGUUUUAUUUUCUCUUGGGAGUGAGUCCUUCAGUAACACUAAGAUGAAGAAAUCCCUGCAUACGUCAUAGAGUUUGUAAUCAGAUUCAGAAUUUCAUAUGCAGUGAGUUACUUUUGAAAACUAAGUUUUAUCAUCCAAGACCAGAGACACGGGGACGAGCUGUAAACGUCAGGUUGCCGCUGGCUCUCAGGGGAGUAAAUUUGGCCGCGUGGCUUACCCUUGAGGAGCUGCCCUGCAUGAAGACGGCGGCUGAGCAGCGGUAGUGUGUCUGUGCAGCACCAGGAAUCUAGGUGGACUCAGAACAGCCCUGGGAUGUGCCCGCAGGUCAAGAAUGGCCCUACUUAUAACUGUACGGAAUGUAGUUGUGUGUUUAAAAGCUUGGGCAGCCUGAACACGCACAUCAGCAAGAUGCACAUGGGCGGGCCGCAGAGCGCCGCCGGCGCCGCUGAGGCGGCCCACGUGCUCACGGCCACGCUGUUUCAGGCUUUACCUCUUCAGCAGACGGAUGUCCAAGUCACGUCCGCGUCGAGCCAGCAGGGCUCGCAGGCAGUGACGGACGUCAUCCAGCAGCUGCUGGAGCUGUCAGAGCCGGGGCCGGGGGAGGCCAGCCAGCCCCCUCAGGCUGGCCAGCAGCUCAGCAUCACCGUGGGGAUCAGCCAGGACAUCUUACAGCAAGCCUUAGAAAACAGUGGGCUGUCUUCAAUUCCAGUUGCAGCGCCUCCUAGUGAGCCCAGCCACGCCAAGACCUCGGCGGCACAGGGGCAGAAUCCUGCCGCCCCCGACGUUUCAUGUGAGCCGACGGACCCUGUGGACACAGAGCAAGGAAAAGAGCAGGAAAGCACAGAGAAGUUGGAAAAGAAGGAAAAAAAGAUUCUGAAGAAGAAAUCACCAUUUCUACCUGGCUCCAUCCGUGAGGAGAACGGCGUCCGAUGGCACGUGUGUCCCUACUGCGCCAAGGAGUUCCGCAAGCCCAGUGACCUGGUGCGCCACAUCCGCAUCCACACCCACGAGAAGCCCUUCAAGUGCCCACAGUGCUUCCGAGCCUUUGCCGUGAAGAGCACCCUGACCGCCCACAUCAAGACCCACACAGGCAUCAAGGCGUUCAAGUGCCAGUACUGUAUGAAGAGCUUCUCCACCUCGGGAAGCCUCAAAGUGCACAUCCGCCUGCACACAGGAGUCAGACCCUUUGCUUGUCCUCACUGUGACAAGAAGUUUCGAACCUCAGGACACAGGAAGACUCACAUUGCUUCCCACUUUAAGCACACGGAGUUAAGGAAGAUGAGGCACCAGCGGAAGCCUGCCAAGGUUCGCGUGGGCAAGGCCAGCGUCCCGGUCCCCGACAUUCCCUUGCAGGAGCCGAUUCUCAUAACAGACGUAGGUCUUAUCCAGCCCAUUCCAAGAAACCAGUUUUUUCAAAGUUAUUUUAAUAACAAUUUUGUAAAUGAAGCAGAUAGACCGUACAAGUGCUUUUACUGUCAUCGUGCAUAUAAAAAGUCUUGCCAUCUUAAACAGCACAUCAGGUCACACACAGGUGAGAAGCCCUUUAAGUGUUCCCAGUGUGGAAGAGGCUUUGUUUCUGCCGGCGUGCUCAAGGCGCACGUCCGCACUCACAGCGGCCUCAAGUCGUUCAAGUGUCUGGUGUGCAACGGCGCGUUCAGCACGGGCGGCAGCCUGCGGCGGCACAUGGGCAUCCACAGCGACCUGCGGCCCUACAUGUGCCCCUACUGCCAGAAGACCUUCAAGACCGCGCUCAACUGCAAGAAGCACAUGAAGACCCACAGGUAUGAGCUCGCCCAGCAGCUGCAGCAGCACCAGGAAGCCUCCGCGGUGGAUGACGGCCCCUUGGACCAGCAGGGCACGCCUGUCCCCACCCAGAUGCAGGUGGAGAUCGAGGGCUCCGCGCUGCAGCAGAGCGCCGGGGCCGUGGCAGCCGCGCCCGCCGCCCUGCUGGACCUGGAGCCGCCCCACGUCGUGGUGGAGGAGGCGGGGCUCGGCCAGCAGAUGACAGGCCAGCCCUUGGAGGCGGAUGAAGAUGGGUUUGUGGCCCCUCAGGGCCCCCUGCAGGGGCACGUGGAGCAGUUUGACGAGCAGGCGCCCCCUCAGCCAUCCUUCCAGCCGGCGGGCUUGUCACAGGGUUUUACAGUGACCGAUACAUAUAAUCAGCAGACUGCGUUCCCACCUGUCCAGCAGCUGCAGGAUUCCAGCACGCUGGAGUCUCAGGCCCUCUCCACGAGUUUCCACCAGCAGAACUUACUUCAGGUCCCCAGCUCUGACACGAUGAACGUAACAACUCGUUUGAUUCAAGAGUCAUCACAGGAAGAGCUGGACCUGCAGACCCCACGCCCCCAGUUCCUGGAGGAGAGCGAAGAGCAGAGCCGGCGCUCCUACAGGUGUGACUAUUGCCACAAAGGCUUUAAGAAGUCCAGCCACUUGAAGCAGCACGUCCGCUCACACACUGGGGAGAAGCCGUACAAGUGCAAGCUCUGUGGACGUGGCUGCGUCUCCUCUGGGGUCCUCAAGUCCCACGAGAAGACACACACAGGCGUGAAGGCCUUCAGCUGCAGCGUCUGCAGUGCUUCCUUCACCACCAACGGCAGCCUCACCCGGCACAUGGCGACGCACACGAGCAUGAAGCCGUACAAGUGCCCGUUCUGCGAGCAGGGCUUCCGGACCACGGUGCACUGCAAGAAGCACAUGAAGAGGCACCAGGCGGCCCCCUCUGCGGGCUCAGCGUCCGGAGAGGGUGAAGGAGCAGAGAUGGGUCUGGAGGAAGAGGAAGAAAAUUCCGAAAGAAAUGGGUCUAGAAAGGCUCGUCCCGAGGUCAUCACCUUCACAGAGGAGGAGACGGCGCAGUUAGCCAGAAUUCGGCCGCAGGAGAGCGCCACGGUAUCCGAGCAGGUGCUGGUGCAGUCAGCCGCUGAGAAGGACCGCAUCAGCGAGAUGAAGGACAGGCAGGCAGAGCUGGAGGCCGAGCCCAAGCACGCCAACUGCUGCUCCUACUGCCCCAAGAGCUUCAAGAAGCCCAGUGAUUUGGUCAGGCAUGUUCGAAUCCACACUGGAGAAAAGCCGUAUAAAUGCGAUGAGUGUGGGAAGAGCUUCACUGUUAAGUCUACGCUGGACUGCCACGUGAAGACCCACACAGGUCAGAAGCUCUUCAGCUGUCAUGUGUGCAGCAACGCCUUUUCCACGAAGGGCAGCCUGAAGGUCCACAUGCGCCUGCACACAGGCGCCAAGCCCUUCAAGUGUCCGCACUGUGAGCUGCGUUUCCGCACAUCGGGGCGGAGGAAGACGCACAUGCAGUUUCAUUACAAACCCGACCCGAAGAAAGGCAGGAAGCCCGUGACCCGGAGCUCAUCGGAAGGCCUGCAGCCCGCGAGCACCCUGCAGGCGUCCUCCUCGGACCCCAAUGUGUUCAUCAUGAAUAACUCUGUUCUGGCAGGACAGCUGGACCAGGGUUUGCUGCAACCCGGGCUGGUGGGCCAGGCCGUUCUGCCCGCCUCCGUGUCAGCUGGUGGUGACUGGACCGUGUCUUUGACAGACGGAAGCCUGGCCACCCUGGAAGGUAUCCAGUUACAGUUGGCGGCUAACUUGGUUGGGCCAAAUGUUCAAAUCUCUGGAAUUGAUGCCUCCAGCAUUAAUAACAUCACACUGCAGAUUGACCCAGGCAUCCUGCAGCAGACCUUACAGCAGGGCAGCUUGCUUGCUCAGCAGCUGACGGGAGAGCCCGGGCUGGCCCCACAAAGCAGCUCUCUUCAGACGCCAGACAGUACGGUCCCAGCCAGUGUUGUCAUCCAGCCCAUCUCAGGCCUGUCCUUACAGCCCACGGUGACAUCUGCCAACUUGACCAUAGGCCCCCUGUCGGAGCAGGACUCUGUGCUGACCACCAGCAGCAGUGGGACGCAAGACCUCUCUCAGGUGAUGGCGCCACCGGGCCUGGUGUCCACCUCCAGCGGCCCCCACGAGAUCACCCUGACCAUCAACAACUCAAGUCUGAGCCAGGUCUUGGCGCAGGCUGCCGGGCCCAGCGCCGGGGCGUCCUCGGGGUCCCCGCAGGAAAUCACCCUGACCAUCUCUGGUCAAGACCUUAUUCAGCACAAUUCUAACGGAAGCAGCGAGCUGAAUGGAAGCAUCAGACUGUCAGCGCCUGCCGUCAGUCAUCAGUCUACAGGUGCCACCCUGACGAUCAGCAACGAGCAGCUUCUCUCACAGAGCGCAGCGCUGGCCUCUUCAGAACUUAACACUGCAACUGGAAGCCUUCCUUCGACCACACCGAUGUCCCCAUCCUCCAUAUCUGCUCAGAACCUGGUCAUGUCCUCCUCGGGAGUUGGGGGAGAGGCCAGCGUCACCCUGACUCUGGCUGACACUCAGGGCUUGCUCUCCGGGGGGCUGGACACGGUCACGCUCAACAUCGCUUCUCAGGGGCAGCAGUUCCCAGCCUUACUGACGGAGCCUUCUCUGUCGGGCCCUGGGGGAGCAGGCUCGCCCCAGGUCAUCCUCGUGAGCCAUACCCCGCAGCCACCAUCUGCCACCUGUGAGGAGGUCGCCUACCAGGUCACGGACGUCUCUGCCAGCCUGGCCGGAGGCGGCCCGCCCGAGAAGGAGGGCCGGCUGCACCAGUGCCUGGAGUGCGGCCGCAGCUUCACGUCAGCCAGCACGCUGCUACAGCACAGCAAGGAGGCUCACGGCCGCGAGCGCAUCCACGUGUGCCCCGCCUGCAGCAAGGCCUUCAAGCGCGCCACGCACCUCAAGGAGCACAUGCAGACACAUCAGGCGGGUCCUUCUUUGAGCUCUCAGAAGCCGAGAGUGUUUAAAUGUGACACUUGUGAAAAGGCGUUUGCGAAACCGAGCCAGCUGGAGCGCCACAGCCGCAUCCACACAGGGGAGCGGCCAUUCCACUGCACCCUGUGCGAGAAGGCCUUCAACCAGAAGAGCGCCCUGCAGGUGCACAUGAAGAAGCACACGGGCGAGAGGCCCUACAAGUGUGACUACUGCGUCAUGGGCUUCACUCAGAAGAGCAACAUGAAGCUGCACAUGAGGCGGGCCCACAGCUGUGCGGGGACCUUGCAGGAGCCCGCCGGCCCGCAGGAGCACGGAGGGGAGGCACUGAGCCGCGCCCUCCACCUGGACGAGGUGGUGCAGGAGUCCCCGAGCGAGUGGCAGGCCCUGGCCAACGUGUUCUGACACAGCAGCGGCCCCAGGAUGUGUCCAGGGCUGAGUGUGGAGAGCAGCAGAGCAUUGGGGUUUCUGUUCUGAAACUUCAAGUGUUAAAAAUGUUACCACAAUAGCUUUUUUAGGUAUAAAAUUAUUUACAGAAUCACUGACUUUCAGAGACUAGUAGGAAAAACUGGGAAAGAUGGAAGCACGUCGUGCCUGUUUGUUGGCAGAUCCCUGAACUCAGGUCCCGCAGCAGCGUCACCCCCUCCGCGGCCAGUGUUCCUGGUUAAAGAGAAAUUAGCUGGAUCUCACUUGCAGUGUGCUUUCUUCGUGUUAGCAAAGAUGGACGUUAACGUGGAAAAAACAAGGUAGGGUUUCCUUCAUGCUCUCUGCUGUAAGAAGCAUAGCUCGUAACACAAACUUAAGGUAGGUGCAUGAAGUUCAGAAAAAAUGUUAGGACACAGGGAAGCUUUUUCCAUUUUUUUUCUCUGUGGACUUUGAAAUUAGUAGAAACUGACUCCUUGUAGUCUACCGUGAGUUAAUAUAGCCAAUACCUUGAGAGGCGGCUGGACCAGUUCUCUCCACGGCAAACGUCUAAUCAGUAGUUGCGAGAACGCGGUGUCUGGGGCGUGAGCCCGGGAAACAGAGCGCGCCCGACACACAGACAGGGAUCAGACUGUCCGCAGGGUGAGGCCGCACUGGCUGCACGCGUCGCCGGUCGGGCUCGCGGGCUGAGUCACUGCAGGAAGCACAGCCCAGCGCUGCACACAGGAAGCCGGAGCUGUCCCCGGAGCAGAGUGGCUGUGGCCCUGUCCCCCAGCCCGAGAAGCCGGCUUGUGCUUCAAGGAGGAGGCCCCGCACCAACACUGCGCGCUCUCGGCGUGCAUAAGCAGGUGUGUUUCUAUUUCAGGGAAUAGUCUUCAGUGUCAUCAAUGGUGCCACGUUCAACACGUCCCAAACCAAAUCCUCCCCCGUGCGGGGCGGAGGGCGCCGUUCCCACAGCAUUCCAAAGACGGAAAGUUCUCUACUUCACGUGAAUCUCUCCUUUGAAAUUAUUUAUAUGUUCUAUAUAUAAAUACAUAUGUACAUAUACAGAUAUAUGGGCCUCUGUGUGGCUGAACAGUAUAUUUUGUAAAUAGGCACUAGUCCCCGUUACAGAGAGCGCAGCAGAGUUUUUACCUCCCAGCGAGCACUUGAGAUCAGUAUUGUAUUCAUUUUACUCAUAAAUGGGGGUCCUUGUCGUUGUGACAUGGAGCUGGGGUUGGGUUUUGUUUUUGUUUUUGUUUUUUUCUGGAAAAUAAUUGCCUUUAUUUCCUCUCUCGGCCUCACUGGUUUCAGAGGAGAGCAGUUUUCUUAUAAACGUUGUAUGGACCUUGUAUAUUAAGAGAGGGGCUCAUUUCAGAUUCCUGAAGAAAAACCCAUUUCACUGUCACUUUCUGAAGGGGCAUCUCUCGGUUUUUUUUGUUGUCCACACUUUUGGGGUAUGUAUAUAAGUAAUAUCGAUGGUGAUAUAAAAACUUUUGUUAUGUGAAGAUAUUUAAGUCAGAAAACUGUCAAAUAAUAUUUCUUUUUUUUUCAAACUGCUUUGUGUAUUGUAUAUUUUUUUAAGGAAAAAAAAGCCUUAUUUGACUUAUUCUUGUGAUACUGGACUUAUAUCCUGAGGCUUUCCUUGAAUGUCAGUGUGUAUAGCUGGCUGUAGUCAGUGUAUUCAGAAUAAUUGUAAUUGUGCCAGAGUUUUAAAGGUUUGGCUUUUAAUGCACUUUUCUUUUAUAAUUUUGUAUUAAAAUAUUUUAGAAAUGUUUAUUAAUUUUGGUGAACAGAUAUCUCCAAAGUUGAAAUUAUUGAAAUUUAAAAAAUUUUGUUCUUGCUAGGUUAUUUAUUUUGGUUUUAGCAUUAAAUGUCAUCUCAGGACAGUCUCUAAAAGGGGUUUGUUCAAUUCCUGAUGAUGUGGAAAAGCGUAGCUCAGCGAGCUGUACUGUUGGUGCGCUGCCUGCCUAUGUGAGGCCUUACCCGGUGAAUCUAAAGCCUGCUUUUAUUUUGGUUAAAGAAAAAGAAAAUCUAUCAAUAAUCCAUUUUGUGAGUUUUCCGAAUUUAUUAUCAGGCAAACACAAGACCUUAAUGUAUUAUUUUUAUUUACUUCCUAAUUAUAAAAGCUGCUUCUUUGCAAAACAUUCCUUGAAAAAUAAGGUUUUGUAAAGACACACUUUCACUUGAACUCUCGGUGGAGUGGGGCGCAGGCGUGUAUGUGUGUGUUUUACUAGUUGGUAACACAGUCUUCUGACAGGAGGCUUCUGGCCUCCUGCAUAACCAGGGUUUUGAGGAUAGAUAAUUGUAUUUUUUAAACUAUUUCAUCAUAGCUUUGGAAUAAUAAUAAAUAAAAAGUGGAAGUUAGGAAAUGUGACUUUUUUUCUUCUAAAAUAUUUUAUAUCAGACAGUUUGGCACAUGA
Molecule: messenger RNA, 8461 nt
Organism: Vicugna pacos (alpaca)
Lineage: Eukaryota; Metazoa; Chordata; Mammalia; Artiodactyla; Camelidae
Gene: ZNF236
Product: zinc finger protein 236
Biological process (GO): regulation of transcription by RNA polymerase II
Cellular component (GO): nucleus
Molecular function (GO): DNA-binding transcription factor activity, RNA polymerase II-specific; RNA polymerase II cis-regulatory region sequence-specific DNA binding
Source: RefSeq, a predicted model, not a curated record